This is a messenger RNA of Coffea eugenioides, 2141 nucleotides long. RefSeq names its product pentatricopeptide repeat-containing protein At1g26900, mitochondrial-like. Gene Ontology annotation, biological process: RNA modification. NCBI's taxonomy places the organism in Eukaryota, Viridiplantae, Streptophyta, Magnoliopsida, Gentianales, Rubiaceae. The record is from RefSeq and is a predicted model, not a curated record. Bases 137 to 1882 code for a protein of 581 amino acids. Gene Ontology annotation, molecular function: RNA binding; protein binding. The transcript has a single exon.
AACCAGUUUUUUACGUGGGAUUUUAUCUCGGUUAGUUGCAAUCACCACCUCUGGGUUUCCCAAAUUACAGAUUACACACUUUUUUCCUGUAAAAAGAAGAUGAAAAAUGAACUGCCGCGACUAAAAUUGUUGGUUCAUGUUCAAGAGAAAAUUUCGAACUUCGCCCACCAAAUUUCUUUUCCCGUAUCUCUACUCCACACAUUGCCCAGAUGAAAAGAUUGUAACUUCAUUGCAAUCUUGCAAAAACAUAUCUGAAAUUACCCCAAUCCAUGGCUUAAUGGUCAAGACUGGUCUUGAUCAAAUACCAUUUACACUUAGCAAGCUUCUUGCCUGUUCAAUACAAGAUAUAAACUAUGCAAGCUCCAUUUUCAAACAUAUACAAAAACCAAAUCUUUAUAUGUUUAAUACUAUCCUAAGAGCCUAUUCAAUCAGUGAGAAUCAAAAUCAGGUUUUUGUUCUUUUCAAUUACUUGAGGGCUCAAAGAAUUGUGCUUGAUGAAUUUACUUUCGUCCCAGUUCUCAAAUCUUGUUGCAAAAAGUUUGCCACUUGGACUGGUCUUGGUGUUCAUUCAAUUGUGUUGAAAUCUGGGUUUCAGCUGUUCUUGAAUGUAAAGAAUACGCUUUUGCAUUUUUACUGUGUCUGUCAGAGAAUGGGGGAGGCCCGCAAACUGUUUGAUGAAAUUUCAGGAGGGAGAGACUUGAUAUCGUGGAACAUUUUGAUGGGAGGCUAUCUUUGUGCGUCUCAGAAUAAUGUGGUUUUAGACUUGUUUAGGCAGUUAUGUACCACUGGUCAAAUUGUCGGCAAGACCACAAUCUCGAGUGUUAUCUCGGCUGCUGGGGAACUGAAUUGCGUUUUGACAGGCGGGUGCUUACAUGGAUAUUGCAUAAAGUUUGGUUUUUGCUUGGAUUUAAAUGUGGUCAGUGCAUUGAUUUCCAUGUAUGGUAAAAUGGGCUGCAUUGAUUCAGGGAGCAGGGUGUUUGCUGAAGUUUCUGCAAGAGAUGUUGUGGUGUGGAAUUGUCUCAUAGAUGGAUAUGCUAAAGGUGGCCUGCUAGAUGAAGCAUUAGGUUUACUGGGUUUGAUGAAGCUGGAAGAAGUAAAACCCAAUUCAUCGACCCUGGCAGGGUUGCUUUCAGCUUGUGCUUCAUCUGGGACUCUGGCAUUGGGUCAACGUAUACAUGACCAUGUAGAAGUGCAGGAGAUAGUUUUGGAUGCAAUACUUGGAACAGCUUUGGUGGAUAUGUACGCUAAAUGUGGAUUGCUUUCGAUGGCAAGUAAUGUUUUUGAUAUGAUAGAGAAGAAAGAUGUGAAGUGCUGGACAGCCAUGAUACUGGGUUAUGGAGUCAAUGGGGAGCCAAAAAAUGCCAUUACCCUUUUCCAUAGAAUGGAGCAGGAGGAUUUCAAGCCUAACGAAGUCACUUUCUUGGCAGUGCUCAAUGCAUGUAGCCAUGGAGGAUUAGUGACCGACGGAAUAAGUUGUUUCAGAAAAAUGGUGCAGCAUUAUGGCUUGACACCUAGAAUUGAGCAUUAUGGUUGUAUAAUUGACUUAUUAGGUAGAGCUGGUCUGCUUGAGGAUGCACACGAACUGAUCAAGAGCUUGCCCAUCGAGGGGGAUGCCACAGCAUGGCGAGCAUUACUCGCAGCAUGCAGGGUCCAUGGAAAUGUUGAAUUGGGUGAGUUGGUUAAGGGGAAAUUGGAAACACUUUAUGAUGGACACCCUGCUGAUUCGCUUGUACUCACUAGCACUUACGCUAUAGCUGGGAGGAUACCUGAUAGCAAAGACAUGCUGGAGAACAAAGGGAACCCAUGUAGUCAAACUGUAAAGAAGGAAGCUGGAAGCAGCAUAAUUCAGUUGUCUAACAAGGAGUGGGAACUGGAGGUGUGAAUUUUGGAGCUAAACAGAAUACUGACCAUGCAUAUGCCACGUGAGGUAUACCUUCAUUGAUAGAUUUCAAAAUCUUUGGCAAAAUCAGAUAAAACCUGAAUUAAGCUUGAGCAAAAUUUUGUUGGAUCAAGGCUGUUUCAUGUCUAACCUGCCAUAUUGCACAUACACUGUUGCUCCCCCUACUCUUUCUUGCUGCAAAUUAGGAACCUCCAGUUACUCUAUUAUCUGUAGUCAUGACAAUGAUGCACUUUUGAGAUAA